CCGGGAGGACGUAUCGGGAUAACGUUGGAGCUUCCUAAUGCAGCAAGAGGCGAAGGUCGCACUACAUAAUAGAAUCAGAUGAAGAUGAGAUACGGGAAACUCCCCUCACAAAAGUUAAAAUGUCCUUGACAGCAAUCCUCGACCACUCCGGCGUUCAUUCAGACCGACCGCAAGAAGAAAGAUGGCCAUGAGGCGUUCUUGGUUCAAACCGCCGAGCGACAAUGCCUCAGUCCCGGAGAUAAGCCCAAUCGAGCCAUCAGAGAGUAAUACAAGCUCGUCCGGGGAAAAGCAAGAUGUGAAGAGCCGCGAAGUAGAUGUGUCGCAAGCUACCCAGGACCUCAUGAAGGUCAAGAUUGCACACCAGUGGGACCCUAACCUGCCCCCGGAGAAAAUCGAAGCCAUCGACAAAGCCCUCAAGGAUGGCGACACCGAAGAAAUCCUCGCCGCCGAUGCGUUGUUCUCGGAGGACUCGCCCUACGAGGAAGUCCGCGCUGCUGUGCGGAAUACUGAUGGAGAGGAGGUGGCUAACACAGUUCGCGCCUGGAUCUUGGGCAUGGUCUUUGUGACGAUUGGAAGUGCUCUGAACAUGUUCUUGAGCAUGAGGAACCCUCAGAUCAACUUCCCUGCCAUCGUUGUGCAGUUGCUGGUCUACCCCAUCGGCUGCCUCUGGGCGAAAAUCGUCCCGACCAGGGUCUUUAACACCUUUGGUAUGCAGUGGACCUUCAACACUGGCCCCUUCACUAUCAAGGAGCACGUCGUCAUCACCUUGAUGUCCAAUGUCUCCAUCGGGUACGCUUACAGCACCGAUGCCCUGGUCGCAUUGAAAGGCAAGCCGUUUUAUAACCUCGACAUGGGAUGGGGCUUCCAGCUGCUCUUCACGCUGAGCUCUCAGCUGAUCGGCAUCGGGUUGGCCGGUCUCUGCCGCCGCUUCUUGGUUUGGCCUUCGGCCAUGAUCUGGCCGAACCAAUUCGCCAACACGUCCUUGUUCCACGCCCUCCACGACCGGAGAAAGAGCGAUGGCAGCCAGUCUAAUGGCUGGGUAAUCAGCAGGUAUCGCUACUUCUUCUAUGUGCUCAUCGCCAUGUUCUGCUACUACUGGAUCCCGGCUGUUCUCUGGCAGGGCCUGUCGGUGUUCGCCUUCGUCACAUGGAUCCGACCCGACAACGUGGUGCUAAAUCAACUGUUUGGGGGCUUCACCGGCCUGUCGCUGAUACCCAUCACCUUCGACUGGACAUACGUCACCGCCUACCUGAUGGAUCCUCUGCUGUCGCCGACCCACACGCACGUCAAUGUGCUCGUCGGCGUGUUCAUGUUCGUCAUCAUCCCGACCAUCGGCAUGGCCUAUACCGGUUCCCUAUUCGCGGAUUACCUCCCCAUAAACACCUCACAGACCUACGACAACGCUCAGGGCGCGUACAACGUGACCAAGAUCCUGGGCGACAACUUGAGGUUCGACGUGGACAAGUACAAGCAGUACUCGCCCAUCUUCCUCGCGCCGACCUUUGCCCUCAACUACGGCCUCUCGUUUGCAGCGUUGAUCGCGGUGCUGGUCCACGUCGCGCUCUUCCACGGCAGAGAGAUCUGGUACCGGUUCCGGACGGCGAGGGAUCAAGAGCCGGACAUCCACAUGAAGCUGAUGAAGAAGUACGUCGACGCUCCCGAGUGGUGGUACGGGGCGCUCCUCGUCAUCGCACUCGGGCUCGGCCUCGCCACUGCCGAGGGUUACGACUCGCAGCUGCCGUGGUGGGCGUUCCUAGUAGCGAACCUACUAGCCAUCGUCUUCGUAGUGCCGACCUGCACCAUCCUCGCCGUGUCCAACAUAGCGCUCGCCCUCAACGUGCUGUCCCCCUACCUGGCCGGCUUCAUCAUCCCCGGGCGGCCCAUCGGCGUCAUGAUCUUCAAGGUCUAUAGCACCAUCACCCUGGGCCAGGCCCAGACAUACAGCGGCGACCUCAAGAUGGCCCACUACAUGAAGAUCCCGCCGCGCAUCACCUUCUGGUGCCAGGUCAUCGCGACCGUGUGGGCGUCGUUUGUGCAGAUCGCGGUCAUGAACUGGACGCUGGGCACGAUUGAGAACUGCUGCGAUCUCAAGCAACCAGCCCACUUCAGCUGCCCCAACGGCCGCACCUUCUUCUCCUCCUCCAUCGUCUGGGGCGCCAUCGGCCCGCAGCGCAUGUUCGGCCCGGGCUCCAUCUACGCGCGCUUCAACUACUUCUGGCUGGUGGGCGCCCUCCUCCCGGCGGCGCUGUACGCGCUCUCCUCCCCCUCCUCGCGUCUGCCGGCCAGCUUCCGCGGCGCCGCGGCGGGCCUGCACGCCCCCGUCAUGCUCGGGGCCAUGAACUGGCUGCCGCCGGCGACGCCGCUCAGCUUCUCGACGUGGGCGGUCGCGGGCCUGGCGUUCAACCGCGGCAUCAGGCGCCGGUGGCCCGGGUGGUGGAGGACGUAUAAUUAUAUCACCGCUGCGGCGCUGGAUGCCGGGCUGGUUAUUGGGACGAUUGUGGUGUUUUUCGCGGUCACGCUGCCGGAUGUCAGGAUCCCGCAGUGGUGGGGGAAUGUGGGUGUUUAUGAGACGGCUGAUGCCGCGUAUACGGCGAUUCUCAAGCUUGUUGGGGAGGGUGAAACCUUUGGGCCUGCUACGUGGUGAUAACUCGAAACUACUAGGGAGGUGGCUUGGAUGAACUGGAUGGAUUUUUCGGACACUAAGCUUAUUUGUAGGUAGAGUGAAGUCGCUGUGACCCGGCCUAGAUAUAUGCCUAAAUAUAUUCCCAGAUUACCUAGAUUACU
Messenger RNA from Phialemonium atrogriseum, 2784 nucleotides. RefSeq names its product OPT family small oligopeptide transporter. The transcript is spliced from 4 exons. The record is from RefSeq and is a predicted model, not a curated record. Gene Ontology annotation, molecular function: oligopeptide transmembrane transporter activity. The coding region runs from base 182 to 2644 and encodes 820 amino acids. Lineage: Eukaryota; Fungi; Ascomycota; Sordariomycetes; Cephalothecales; Cephalothecaceae. Gene Ontology annotation, cellular component: plasma membrane. Gene Ontology annotation, biological process: transmembrane transport.